This is a messenger RNA of Jaminaea rosea, 2923 nucleotides long. RefSeq lists its product as hypothetical. Bases 97 to 2895 code for a protein of 932 amino acids. The record is from RefSeq and is a predicted model, not a curated record. Gene Ontology annotation, cellular component: endocytic vesicle; cytoplasm; cell division site. The transcript is spliced from 3 exons. Lineage: Eukaryota; Fungi; Basidiomycota; Exobasidiomycetes; Microstromatales. Gene Ontology annotation, biological process: septin cytoskeleton organization.
UGUUCAUUACCAGCGACGGCUGUCACGACGUCACUCAAGAUACCACUUCCACCUGUACCUCUGUCAGAGCUCAACACACAUCAGCAGCAAAGCCAUAUGUCCUCGACAUCUCCCCCACCGGCCGCCUCUUCAGGCGCGGCGGACGGGUCUCUCCCUCCUCAAGCUUACGCGAAUGCCUUUCUCCCACUCAAGCCUCGCGAUGCUACCACUCUCCUGCAGACCAGGAUUCACAAGGCUCGUCUCCUGACUGAUGAGCUUGCAGACUAUUUUGCUGCUCGACGCGAGCUGGAGAGCACUUAUCUGAAGGCACUGCAGAAACUGGCGAAGCGUAGCUUUCUCUCUGAUCCAGCGGCCUUGGGGCCAGGGUUUGCUCCUGUUUAUGAGAGACUGAUAGCGGAGAUCGGAGAGACAGCAAGCGUGCACGGCGAGCUGGAGAAGAAGAUCGCAGAGGAGUGCGAGAUGGUGAUGAGGAAUGCGCCAAGUAGAGGCGAGUGGGCGAGGCAGAAGGAUCACGAUGACUCCCUAAGCUCCACUCUCAAAGAGUUGCAACUCCUCGAAUCCCAACUGCAGAAAGACCAACGCAAGCUCGAAACAGCAUCCUCCAAGAAAGCGGGCCACGCACAAGCGAAAGCAGUCGAUACGCAGCGCUCCCUCGACCAGACGAUGCAACUCUGGGAGACCGAGGCCCCCUUCACCUUUGAAGCAUACCAGCGGAUCGACUCGCAAAGGCUUGAGCUCUUGAAGGAGACGGUCACCCGCUUCGAGACCUUGCAGUCAGACGCAGCUCAAAGGUUGAUGGGCAUGACGGAGCAGACGCUGCAGGCUGCUCUGGGCUUCGACCCAAAAGCGGAUAUGCAGGAAUUUAUUCUUAAGAAUGGCAAGGGGACGGGUGAGAGGAGAGCAGGUGGACAAGGCCUGAUGGCCCCGCCUACUGGGACGCCAGUCAGGAGGCCGACGACUACGAUGAACAACAGCAGCCGGGGCGGCGGCCUACAGCGCAACGACUCGGUUGCCUCUUCCAUUCGGCCUAAUACGGCUGGACAGCAGCAGCAGCGCGAGCGCAACGGGCGUGGCGCAGGAGCCGAGUUUGGCGCUGGUCCCUCGUCAGCCUCAUUGCACUCGUCGACCAAUGACACGCAGCAAAGGACGACACGAGGCGGCGGUGGAGGUGGUGGGGCCGCAAGCACGCUGCGCAGUGCCUUCGGUCGCUUCGGCCGCAACAAGAGCAACAAGGGCGCCGGGCGCGAUGGCAAUGAAGGAGAUACAUCGACCGUCUACGGGACGCUGCCAGGGAGCGAGCGACUGGGCGACGACUCGAUGAUGAGCCGCGACACGCGGGACACGCCGAGUCGCAUGCUGGACGGGGACGAUGAUGCCGACGACAGCAGAAUGGCAACUAUGCGGCCGUCAAAGACUGCGGCUGCCGCUGCGGCAGGAGGUGCCGCCGGCGGCGGCUUGAUGGCGCCCAUGGUCCCAACUCGCGCAUCUGUCCCGCCAUCGACGCCUUCUCGCACCGCAGCUGCCUCACCCCCACCUCAGCUUCCUGCCCCGCAAGUAGACUCAGAAGGCUUUUCCAUUCCUCCCGCCGACAGAUUCAGCUCUGGCCCCGCCUCUGGCGCAAUGGGCAUGGCUAGCAGCGACCGAGAGGAGCUCAGCGAUAAUGUCGCCCCAUCAUCACCUACGCAGCGCGUGGCCAACAUGAGCAUUUCGCCAACAGCGACGGGCGGAGCUACCACGAGCGGGAAUACGGCGCAAGACCAAGCUGCUCUGGAGCGGGUCAGAAGCACCCUGCUCACGAGUGGUCCGCCUACCCGCCGAAACACAACGAGGAGGGACAGACGCGACGUGCGCAAUACGACGUACAACCCGCUCGCGACGCUGGAUACGAGCAGCGGCAGCAGGAUGAACAGCGCAGGAGGCAUGAGCCAGUUUGGAGCUCUUGCUCCCCAAGCGACGGGAGGAAGCACGACCAGUGGAACAGGCUUUGGCGCAGGCGCAGUUUCCUCCUCUCCCGUAUCCGCUACCUUCUCCCCCGCCAUUGGAGGCGAUCGAGCACAAAGCCUCGUCUCUACCACGUCGGCCGCUCAGCAGGUUCCGCGCCCCUCCAACCCCUUCGACGCCCCGCCCUCUGCACCUGGGCUCCGCGCCUCGAUCACAGAGACGGUCAAUGCGAUCCUCUCGUGCAACGGAGGAGGCAUCACCCGCCUGAUGGUCGUGGGAGACAUUAGUGUGCAGCUCAAGGACGUGGCCACUACCUCUUCCCCACCCUUGCAUGUUAGAUUGGAAGCCUUUGAGCAACUCGAGAAGGCGGCGCCCAACCCUGCCUUCUUACAGGGCGUUGCCGGCAAGCCAGGAGAAUACAUGCUCGACGUCGCGUCACUCGCUCGCCAAGUCAAUGGUGCCUCAUCUGCGAGCACGGCUACCAUCCUCAAGUAUCAGGUGCACGUUCCCACGCACAAGCUGGCCGAGUACGUGCCUCUGAAUAUCGACGCACGCUGGCGACUUGAGGCGCAUCAGACCAGCUUCCUCUGCAAUUGGUCGUACAACGACUCAUCCAAGGCUGGUGGGCGCGCUUCCGAAGUAGUUCUCACGGCGAGCGUGGGGCCCACCAAUGUUACAGGACACAUGGCCAAGCCGGAGGGUCAGUGGGAUGCUGAGACCAAGCGAAUGACUUGGAAGCUGGACGAGAGCGGGAUGGGCGAAGGAGGCAAAGUGCUCGCCCGCUUCCAGGUCGAUGGGCAGGGGACUACGCAGCCUGUGCAAGUGAGGUGGGCUGUGCCAGGCUCGACGAUGAGUGCACUCGGAAUCACAAUCGUUGGCGGGAACGAAGGAGCGUUGAGCAGCUUCGAUGAAGUGGCGAGGAGGACGGUCAGUGGGAAGUUUGUGGCGCAAUAAGCGGUGCUGGUGUAGCGGGCGAUGGUGC